AUGCCAUUACCCACACUAAAUGAUCUCAUCCUUGCAUACCAAAAUGAGAAGUCUGCAAAAAGAUUGCUUCCAUAUGCUUCAUGCCCAAUGAAGCACUUUCUAGAUGUAGUUUCAAGAAGAGCCGGAGAUAUGAAAGCCCUAGGUAAAACUAUAGUGAGGAAUGUAUAUGAGCUAGAACUAGAGAGAGUAAAAUUUUUUAUCAAAGAAUAUAUACGGGUUAGGUUGAAGAAACUAAGUACAAAUCUGUACGUAGAUCGAUCGUUUUUAUCUGAAAGAGAGACUAUUUUCUAUGAAAAAUACAUUGGCCUACUGAAAGAAAGAGACAUAUAUGUUCCAGAGCAAAAAUUUUGUAAAAAAAAUGAGUUUAUUGGAUUUUAUUGUUGCGUUGACGUUGAUGGAAUAAUGAUUGAUGGGGAAUUGCUGGAGGUGUUCAAAGGAGACUUCUUUGUUGCUCCAUUAAGUGAUGUGAUGGAUCUUCUAAAGAGAAAUGAAAUAAUUCUAUUUUAA
Encephalitozoon romaleae SJ-2008 is the source of this 507-nucleotide messenger RNA. RefSeq lists its product as hypothetical. Bases 1 to 507 code for a protein of 168 amino acids. NCBI's taxonomy places the organism in Eukaryota, Fungi, Microsporidia, Unikaryonidae. The record is from RefSeq and is a predicted model, not a curated record. Gene Ontology annotation, cellular component: GINS complex. Gene Ontology annotation, biological process: DNA-templated DNA replication; double-strand break repair via break-induced replication. The transcript has a single exon.